Messenger RNA from Lolium rigidum, 3662 nucleotides. RefSeq names its product probable RNA-dependent RNA polymerase 2. Gene Ontology annotation, molecular function: RNA binding; RNA-directed RNA polymerase activity. Lineage: Eukaryota; Viridiplantae; Streptophyta; Magnoliopsida; Poales; Poaceae. The coding region runs from base 1 to 3411 and encodes 1136 amino acids. The record is from RefSeq and is a predicted model, not a curated record. The transcript has 4 exons. Gene Ontology annotation, cellular component: nuclear RNA-directed RNA polymerase complex. Gene Ontology annotation, biological process: siRNA processing.
AUGGCGGCGGCGGCGGCGGCCGUCUCCACGGCCACGGUGCGAGUCUUCAAUAUCCCGCCAUCGGCCGUCGCCACCGAGCUUCUCGCCUUUUUCGACUCCGCCGUCGCCGCUGACGGCGCCGCAUACGCCUGCGAGAUAGCCGCCGCCCGCCGCGGCUGGCUCAGCCGAGGCCACGGGACCGUUCAGUUCGAUUCCACCGCCGCCGCCACUGCUGCUACCAAACUCGCCUCCACCGGUCGCCUACCCCACUUCCUCGGCUCCCGCCUCUCCGUCACCCCUGCCACCACCGACCUCCUCCCCCGGGCGCCCGAACUUGCGCUCCGCGUGGCAAGCGCGCGCCUCCUCGUCGGAGACCGCGUCGCCGAGCGCGAAUUGGAGGAGGCCGAUGCCUGGGACGGCGUGCGCGUGGAGGUCAUCCCGGGGAAGCGGCGCCUGGACCUGUACCUGAAUCACAAGUCCCAGAGGUACAAGCUUGGGGUGCAUUUCGAGGACAUUGGGCACUGCUUCGGGUGCAGCCUGGAUGGGAUGAAAGCCAUCUUGCUGCAGCUCACAUAUGCACCAAGAAUACAUACCACAAUUUCCGGGCCUGCAGUUUAUGCAAGGUUCACAGAGGACCGCUUUCAUGCAUGCAAGGAGGAUGCCAAUUUUACCUGGGUCAGAGCACUAGAUUUUACACCUAACCAGUCUUUUGGGAAGUGUUCUACUAUUGUCCUAAAACUGGAUGAUGGUGCAUCAGUGUCAAAUAUUCUUGAUAGCAUACCCUUUUCAGGAGAAUUAGGGGAAUUGGUCGUUUCUUCAAUGGAUGUUAGCCCCUCAUCCAAAGUGGUUCCCCUUGUUGACUGUCCAAGUGGUUGUUCAGUGUCUUAUGAAGCUCUUUUCCGUCUCAAUUCUCUUGUUCACAUGGGGAAGAUAGUUGCUAAACAUGUUAAUGCUGAUUUGUUUAAAGCUCUUGAAGGAAUACCAGAUCAUAUUUCAAGGAGGAUUUUCGAGAAAAUGAGCAAGUUAGAGUCUACAUGCUACGAACCUUUGCAAUUCAUCCAACAACAGGCCUGUAGCAGGAAGAUGAGCCACAAUCCUUUGUUGUUCCGGAAGAUUGAAUCCGAAGGGAAAUUAAUGAGGUGUUACAGAAUUCACAUUACUCCAACAAAAAUAUACUGCUUGGGACCUGAGGAAGAAGUUUCAAAUUAUGUGGUUAAACAUCAUAUUAAGUAUGCUUCUGACUUCGUUAGAGUUACUUUUGUUGACGAAGACUGGAGUAAGCUGUUUCCAGAUGCAAUCUCAGCUAGAAAUGGACAAGGGUUCUUUUCCCAACCCUUCAAAACUGGCCUGUAUUAUCGCAUUUUAUCCAUUCUAAAAGAAGGGUUUUCUGUUGGUCCAAAGAAAUAUGAGUUUUUGGCCUUCUCAGCAAGUCAACUUCGUGGCAGUUCUGUUUGGAUGUUUGCUUCUAAUGAUUCUUUGAACGCAGAGGAUAUAAGAAGGUGGAUGGGCCACUUUGAAGGAAUUCGUUCAGUAUCUAAGUGUGCGGCCAGAAUGGGCCAGCUGUUCAGCUCUUCCAGGCAAACAUUUGAAAUCGCAGUAUCACAGCAGGUGGAAGAGAUUCCAGAUAUUGAAGUCACAACUGAUGGCACUAAGUACACAUUUUCUGAUGGCAUCGGGAAGAUGUCUGAGAGAUUUGCCAAAGAUAUUGCUCACCUAAUUGGACUAGACCAUGUUAACCCUCCUUCAGCUUUUCAAAUAAGGUUUGGUGGCUAUAAAGGAGUUGUUGCUGUUGAUCCUGAUUCGUUUCGUAGACUUUCUCUACGACCUAGUAUGAAGAAAUUUGAAUCAAAGAGCACAAUGUUUAACGUUACAAGUUGGAGCAAGCCCCAGCCAUGCUAUAUGAAUCGUGAAAUUAUCUCUCUCCUUUCAACUUUGGGAAUACGAGAUGAGACAUUUGAGUUGAUGCAACACGAUGAUAUGCGUGAAUUAGAUGAAAUGCUGAACAACAGAGAAGCUGCUCUUUCUGUCCUGGGGAAAAUUGGUAGCGCUGAAACCAAGACAGCAUCUAAGAUGUUGCUGCAAGGUUAUGAACCAAGUUUAGAGCCUUACCUGUUGAUGAUUCUUAAGGCCCACCAGGAUAAUAGGCUGACUGACAUAAGAACUAGAUGUAAGAUUCAUGUUCCGAAAGGUCGUGUUCUUCUUGGUUGUUUGGAUGAGACAGGUGAAUUAAAAUAUGGUCAAGUUUUCAUCAGAAUUACAAAGAGCAGCAAAGAGCAGAAAGAGAACGAUCAACCGUAUUUUUGUGAAGAUAAUAGAGAUAAUGGGAAAGCAAUUGUUGUCGGGAAAGUUACAAUAUCGAAAAAUCCUUGUCUCCAUCCUGGUGACAUCAGAGUACUUGAAGCUGUCUAUGACCAGGGGCUGUAUGACAAGAAUCUGGUUGAUUGUGUCGUCUUCCCUCAAAGAGGAGAAAGGCCUCAUCCAAAUGAAUGCUCCGGGGGUGAUUUGGAUGGUGACCUCUAUUUUAUCACUUGGGAUGACAAACUCAUUCCAGAGAAGGUUGAUACACCGAUGGACUACACUGCAGCAAGGCCGCGUAUAAUGGAUCAUGUUGUUACAAUUGAGGAAAUUCAGAAGAACUUUGUGGAUUACAUGAUAAAUGACUCGCUGGGUGCUAUCUCAACUGCUCACUUGAUCCACGCUGACCGUCAUCCAAUGAAAGCUCGCAGCCCAGAGUGCCUCCAGCUAGCUGCUUUGCAUUCAAUGGCAGUCGACUUCGCCAAGACGGGGGCUCCAGCUGAAAUGCCCCGAGCACUGAGACCGAGGGAGUACCCUGACUUCAUGGAACGAUGGGAAAAACCUAUGUAUAUCUCAAAUGGAGUUCUGGGCAAGCUCUACCGAGCAGCUGCGAACCGUAUGGAGACCUCGCAUGCUCUCUCAUCCUUGGUUCAGUCGAACCCUGCAUUCGAUUCUGACCUUGAGGUCCCUGGCUUUGAGGUAUUCCUGGAACGCGCAGAGGAGUACUAUGACCUGUACGCGGAGAAGCUGACCACACUGAUGACCUACUACGGUGCGGCGCACGAAGAAGAGAUCCUGACUGGCAACAUCCGGAACAAGCUCAUGUACCUGAAGAGGGACAACAAGAGGUACUUCGAGAUGAAGGACCGCAUCAUCGACUCGGUCGCCGGCCUGCACAAGGAGUUGCUGGGUUUGUUCAAGAGCGACCCGAAGGAGGAGUGGUCGAGGAUGGCGUCGGCGUGGUACCACGUGACUUACCACCCGGACCACCGCCGGCCGGGGAAGAAGCAGUUCUGGAGCUUCCCGUGGAUCAUCUGCGACGAGCUGCUGAAAAUCAAGGAGUCCAGUGCCAAUCAGCGCAGGCAGCAAGCGGAUGAUGAUGUGCCGGCGCCAGCCCCGAUGGACUGCGGCCCCUGAACGUCGGGUCCAGCCAAGUUGGAGUUGUGUAGAUCAGUAGAGGUAAUAAGUGGCAACUGCAGUUGUGUCGCAGGCGAACUGUCUCGAUGCACCGCCGCUGCAUGUAGCAAUACUCUACUGUUGUUGAACUGCAGACCAUCUGAGCAGAACUCAACAGCGGAGCUGAUGUUCCUCAGAUGAACGGGCAGCUUUGCUGGAUCUGUGUGACUGGAAGUCUGGAACGAAUGAACUGUGUUCUUGGUGGAACUGGA